AUCGGUUAAUUUUGAGUUUAGUGGGAUCAAAUGGAAGCAAGGUAUUUCCGAAUCCUAAGGCUAUUAGGAAAAGGUAACAGGGCAAGAGCUGAAGCAGAUGGUCGCUUGUUGCGCCUAAAACUGGGUUACAGCCAUGAAGUUGAGUUGCCAGUUCCGCCUGCUGUUCGUGUCUUUUGCUUUAAACCUGACAAAAUCUGCUGUGUUGGAAUCGAUAAGGCAAGAACGCUUCAGUUUGCUGCUACUGUUAGGAGUGUUAAGCCACAUGACACAUACAAUGAAAUAGGUAUACGUUACAACGAUGAAGUCGUAAAGAUGAAGCCUGGAAAGAAGGGCAGAUUAAAGAAAAAAGGUUACAUAUUCUGA
Molecule: messenger RNA, 363 nt
Organism: Chenopodium quinoa (quinoa)
Lineage: Eukaryota; Viridiplantae; Streptophyta; Magnoliopsida; Caryophyllales; Amaranthaceae
Product: 60S ribosomal protein L6, mitochondrial-like
Exons: 1
Coding region: 31-363 (110 amino acids)
Biological process (GO): translation
Cellular component (GO): ribosome
Molecular function (GO): structural constituent of ribosome; rRNA binding
Source: RefSeq, a predicted model, not a curated record